AUGGAUCGAGAGCAAUCGAUGACAGUAUUGGUAACUGGUGGAACAGGUCUUGUGGGACGCUCCAUUGAAAAGAUAAUAACAACUGAAGAAGCACGACCAAAUGAAACCUGGAUAUUCGUUGGACGAAAUGAUUGUGAUUUAACAGAUAUUGAAGCUACAAGAAAGUUAUUCAUGAAGUGCAGACCUUCUCACGUGAUUCAUUUAGCGGCUAUGGUUGGCGGUCUUUUCCACAAUCUCCAUUGUAAUUUACAAUUUUUUCGGAAAAAUAUGCAAAUUAAUGACAAUGUACUGAUGGCAUGUAAUGAAUUCGAUGUUGUAAAAUGUAUAUCAUGUCUGUCAACAUGUGUCUUUCCUGAUAAAACUACGUAUCCAAUCGAUGAAACUAUGGUUCAUAAUGGUCCUCCUCAUAGCAGUAAUUUUGGUUAUUCAUAUGCAAAAAGAAUGAUCGAUGUACUUAAUAGAGGAUAUGCGCAAGAAUUUGGUCGGAAAUAUACAUCUGUAAUACCAUGUAAUGUGUUUGGACCGCAUGACAAUUAUAAUUUGAAAGAUGGACAUGUCAUCCCGGCUUUAAUUCACAAAACCUAUAUUGCGAAGCAUGAAGGAACACCCUUAGAGGUAUUUGGCAGUGGAACACCAUUGCGCCAGUUUAUUUACUCUCUAGAUUUGGCUCGACUUUUCAUUUGGGUCGCAAGAUCAUACGAAGAAAUUGAUCCAAUUAUAUUAUCAGUGGGAGAAGAAGACGAAGUAUCAAUUAUGGAUGCUGUUCAUGCCGUUGUCAGAGCCUUCGAUUUUAAAGGUGAAAUAGUGCAUGACAAAACAAAAGCUGAUGGACAAUAUAAGAAGACUGCAUCAAAUGCCAAAUUACGCAAAUACUUACCAAAUUUCAAAUUCACACCAUUCGAAAUAGCAAUUAAAGAAUCUGUUGAUUGGUUUAUCGACAAUUAUGAUAAUGCACGCAAAUAA
Brugia malayi is the source of this 963-nucleotide messenger RNA. It is a transcript of the gene Bma-ger-1, whose product is annotated as GDP-L-fucose synthetase, putative. Gene Ontology annotation, biological process: nucleotide-sugar biosynthetic process. The record is from RefSeq and is a predicted model, not a curated record. NCBI's taxonomy places the organism in Eukaryota, Metazoa, Nematoda, Chromadorea, Rhabditida, Onchocercidae. Bases 1 to 963 code for a protein of 320 amino acids. Gene Ontology annotation, molecular function: GDP-L-fucose synthase activity. The transcript has 8 exons.